Salvelinus sp. IW2-2015 is the source of this 1799-nucleotide messenger RNA. The record is from RefSeq and is a predicted model, not a curated record. NCBI's taxonomy places the organism in Eukaryota, Metazoa, Chordata, Actinopteri, Salmoniformes, Salmonidae.
AGUGUAUUUACAUUGCGAGCGUGUCUCCAGUGUUCUGAACUUURACCCUUUUACGUAGGAGAGACGCGCCUUGCCAUUGGCUCCUCGAAGUGGGUGAAGGGGCAAAGGGGCAGAGCUUCGUGGCAGCAAGGAAUUUGAUUAUGACUGCCAUAGCAAGAGAAACCUUGUGGACAACUGCUGUUUAAUUAAAACAUAUUCACACAACAUGUGUGCACGGCAAUUGAUGUUACUGUCAAAGCUAGUAUAGGUUGCUAUUCAAUCUCUGUCGAAAUGAUACGGACACUAAACAGCGCGUCAUUGGCUGCUUUAUUUGCAACCGUGCCAAAGUCCACGACCUGCAGAACAGCUAGAAUACACAGUACGUAUGAUGUGGCUGUGGUGGGUGGAGGCAUCGUGGGCCUGGCUUCAGCCAGAGAGCUCAUCCUCAGACACCCCACGCUUAGCUUCAUUCUGCUGGAGAAGGAGAAGGACCUGGCCAUCCACCAAAGCGGCCACAACAGUGGUGUGAUCCACAGUGGGAUUUACUAUACCCCUGGGUCUCUGAAGGCCCGUCUCUGUGGCAAAGGGGCCACUAUGGCCUACGAAUACCUGGACAAGAAAGGACUCCCCUAUAAGAGGUGUGGAAAGGGUAAGGAGGUUCCUGACCCUAAGUUCCCCUUCCUGGGGGUCCACUUCACCCCGCGGAUGGACGGCAGUGUUUGGCUGGGUCCCAACGCCGUCCUGGCCUUUAAACGAGAGGGAUACAAGCUGUACGACUUCGAUGCCCGGGACUUUGGAGAUGCACUCUCAUUCAGGUUUGUUGCCCGAGAGGGCAGUGAGGCCCCCACCUAUUGGAAAUAUGACGUAACAGUGUUGUGUGUUUUUGUCUGUUGCAGGGGUCCAUCAGGGGUGAGGGCCCAGGCUCUGGACCGCGAUGGGAACCUGGUAGAUGACUUUGUGUUUGACGUUGGUGUCGGGGAUGUGGGCAGCAGGGUCCUCCAUGUACGCAACGCUCCCUCACCCGCCGCCACCUCGUCCCUGGCCAUAGCAGAGAUGGUAGUAGACGAGGUGGACAGACGUUUCAGCCUCUAAAAAAAAAAAAACUCUAGAGGCCACUCGUCCGGAUUGCGUACCAAAUGGCAUCCUAUUCCCUACUUUUGAGUUCUGUGCACUACUUUUGACCAGAGCCCACGGGAAAUAGGGUGGCAUUUGGGACGUACCUAAACUUCCCCAGGAAGGAAGUAACAUCAUUGAUCCAUCUGAUCCAGCUACAGGUCAUCUAGUGAUAUAGUGAAGCGGUGAUGAUGCUAGAUGCUGAUCUCGGGUCAGUUCUGCAUUUUACCCAAUGGGUUAGUUUGGAGUGGGCGAGUGUUCAAGCUGAUCCUGGAUCUGCGCCAAAGGGGGAAACUUCACCAGGAAAUGAUCCAACCAAUUUGUUACUACUGCUCACUGGUCCAGCAUCUAUCUGCGUCAGCAGAGUAAGGUUCCAAAAUUCCCGGGUUUUCCAGAAAUCCAGAUUGGAGGAUUCCAGGAUGAUCUGCUUAGUCCCUCCUAAUUGUAGGAAUAUUCCAACAGGGAUUCCAGGAUUAUCUGCUAAGUCCCUCCUAAUUGUAGGAAUAUUCCAACAGGGAUUUCUGGAAACAUCGGGAGGUUUGUAAAAGUUACUGGAAUUUGCAACCCUACAGCAGAGUGGUCCGGCCAGAAUGGAGUACAGUGAGCAGCGUGUACUGAAUGGAGCAUGGAAAGUGCAUUUGGAAAAUAUUCAGACUCCUUGAUUUUUUUUACCACAUUUUGUUAGGUUACAGCCUUAUUUCCCUCAA